Molecule: messenger RNA, 1811 nt
Organism: Monodelphis domestica (gray short-tailed opossum)
Lineage: Eukaryota; Metazoa; Chordata; Mammalia; Didelphimorphia; Didelphidae
Product: zona pellucida sperm-binding protein 3 receptor-like
Source: RefSeq, a predicted model, not a curated record
CGCCCCUCCCCUCGAAGGCUGGCUUUUCCUGAUGCUUGUGGCCUUGGCCUCCGUCCCGAUACUGCAGUAUAAGGGGCACCGAUUCAGAUCAAGAAUCAAAGACAUUUCUUGUUGGAGCGGUGCUAGCAGCCGCUGCCUUCUCCAUCCCGACCCGGCUCUGCGUCCGGCACUUGAGUGGUCCCAUCUUAGCCUGGGAGGUCAUGAGCCCCGCAGCCCAGAGAACUCCUCUGGCGCUGGGGCUGUUUGGCCUGCCAUCCCUGCUGCUGCUGCUGUUAGACCUGACCCCCGCGCGCGGUGACUGUAAUGCCCCAGAAAGGCUACAUUUCGCUGUCCUGACAGGGGAUUCUGCAGCCCAGCAAAGCUUUCCUGAGGGUUCAGAAGUGAAAUAUACUUGUCGACCAGGUUACCAAAGAAAUUUUAAAUUCCCACCUACCCGUACUUGCCUUCCAGAUGGAACGUGGUCCAAGGCAAAUGAAUUUUGUCAAAAAAAACAGUGCCCUAACCUUGGAGAGCUAACCAAUGGUCAUAUUAAGAUCGAGAAUGAUAUCUUAUUUGGUUCAACUGUUUCUUUCAUUUGUGAUGAAGGGUAUGUAUUAAUUGGUGAGUCUCAGAGCCGAUGUGAAAUUGUAGAAGGAAAUAAGGUUGGGUGGAGUGAACGUCUUCCAGUAUGCGAAGCCAUUCGUUGUGAUCUACCUCCAGUUAUUGACAAUGGACAACACACAGGAAUCAAUCAAGAUUUUUUUACUUAUGGAUCAGUAGUGAGAUACAGAUGUGAUGCAACAUAUUCCCUUAUUGGAAAUGAAGUUAUACAUUGUACUACUGAGAAUAUGAAAGAUGGAAUAUGGAGUGACCCUCCCCCUGAAUGCAAAGUUGUCCGUUGUGAAACUCCACUUCUCCCAAAUGGAUACAUUCAGUCUCUAAGAAGGUCAUCUUAUACAUAUAAAGAAACCGUGAUCUUGGAAUGCAAUCCUGGAUUUAACAUGAUAGGCAAGGAAAUGAUUUCCUGUGGUGCUAACAACACCUGGAUUCCUGACAUUCCGCAGUGUAUAAAAGAUGUUAAGCCUACCACUGUUGGGGCUACAACCUCUACCACCACUACUACCAGUUCCUCUUCUUCCACUGGUGGUUCCUCUUCUUCCACUGGUGGUUCCUCUUCUUCCACUGGUGGUUCCUCUUCUUCCACUGGUGGUUCCUCUUCUUCCACUAGUGGUUCCUCUUCUUCCACUAGUGGUUCCUCUUCUUUUGCCAAUAAGAAAGAAAAUCAACUCAUCACAGUAUUCCUGGUGAUACCAUUGGUAAUCUUUACCCAAACAGGAAGUUUCAGUUUCAGAAAUUGGUUAUGAAAAAUCAAGAAUCUACAGCUUCAAAAAUCAAAUCUACAUCAAGUAUCUAAGUCAUCAUCUGCAUAUUAUCUAUCGAGGUCUACUCAGGAGAACAGAUCACAUUGCCCUUAUAAGAGUGAUUUGCUUUUUAUGGUGUUGACAAUUCAUGAUUUUCUGAUCCUCUGAGUUGCAGAAGGAAUGAAGAUUGAUUUUUUUAAUAUAUGAAGUAUUUUAAAUAAAGUGUUUCCUUUUAUCUAUUUAUUUCUUAUGAACCAAACUUAUAGGUGGCUUGUAAAUGGAGAAAAACAUUCUAGCACCUUAUCUGAGCAAUAGCUAUCAAGAUGUUAAUAUUAAAUUAUAUUUUUUGCUUCAAACUAAAGACUAUCAUUCUUUCAUUUGUAAGGGGUUUGAAUGGUCUAACUUUUUAACUUAUUAAAUCUUUCUCCUUCAAUGGGACAAUGAAUUAAAAUGAAAAUGUCUUUCAUGUAA